Arabidopsis arenosa is the source of this 3511-nucleotide messenger RNA. NCBI's taxonomy places the organism in Eukaryota, Viridiplantae, Streptophyta, Magnoliopsida, Brassicales, Brassicaceae. The record is from the annotation of a GenBank genome assembly.
CUCUCCUCAAACCCAAAAGAUGAACCUGCAAACUCCUCGCAAAAGCUCACUUUCAGGAUCUAGGAAAGAUUUGUGGUUUGCUAUACGGGAAGGGUCAUUGGUUGAUGUGGAUUCAGCACUGAGCAUACUGAAGAAGAAUGGUGGCAAUAUAAAUUUAAGGAAUGUCCAUGGUCUGACUCCUCUGCAUAUUGCUGUAUGGAGAAAUCACAUUCCUAUUAUUAGGAGACUGCUUGCAGCUGGCGCCGAUCCAGAUGCUAGGGAUGGAGAAUCUGGUUGGAGUAGUCUUCACCGAGCUUUGCAUUUUGGCCAUCUCGCGGUAGCUAGCGUACUAAUUGACUCAGGUGCUUCUUUUACUCUAGAAGACAUAAAACUGCGAACACCGGUUGAUUUGGUCUCAGGUCCAGUGGCUCAGGUUAUUGGCGAGCAACAGAGUUCGGUCGCUACAGAGGUUUUCAGCUGGGGAAAUGGUGCAAACUACCAACUUGGAACUGGCAAUCAACAUGUUCAGAAGAUACCCGGCAGAGUUGAUUCACUGCAUGGUUGUUUUAUUAAGUUGGUCUCUGCUGCAAAGUUCCAUAGUGUUGCCAUUAGUUCUCAUGGAGAAGUCUACACGUGGGGAUUUGGAAGGGGUGGCCGCCUUGGACAUCCUGAAUUUGACAUUCACAGUGGUCAAGCUGCAGUUAUUACUCCCCGCCAGGUGAUAUCUGGUUUAGGAUCUCGCCGUGUAAAGGCAGUUGCGGCAGCUAAGCACCACACUGUUAUUGCUACGGAAGGCGGGGAUGUAUACACAUGGGGUUCCAAUAGAGAGGGUCAGCUUGGUUAUACCUCUGUGGAUACUCAGGCAACUCCCCGAAAAGUGACUUCAUUGAAGGCGAAGAUUGUAGCUGUUUCUGCAGCAAACAAACAUACCGCCGUAGUUUCCGAGUGCGGUGAAGUUUUCACUUGGGGAUGCAACAAGGAAGGUCAGCUUGGUUAUGGAACCUCCAACUCAGCAUCAAACUAUUCUCCCAGAUUGGUUGAUUACUUGAAAGGAAAAGUUUUCACGGCUAUUGCAUCUUCAAAAUAUCACACUCUAGUGUUGCGAAACGAUGGAGAGGUGUACACCUGGGGUCAUCGGCUGGUGACUCCAAGACGUGUUAUCAUUUCCCGGAAUUUAAAGAAAGCUGGGAACACACUAUUGAAUUUUCAUCGAAGGAGACCUCUUCGAUUGACUGCAUUAGCUGCGGGAAUGGUACACAGUUUGGCUCUAGCAGAAGAUGGUGCAUUGUUUUAUUGGGUUUCCUCUGACUCCAAUCUUAGAUGCCAACAGUUGCAUUCGCUUCACGGUAAAACAGUAGUGAGCAUUUCAGCGGGUAAAUACUGGGCAUCUGCUGUUACUAGUACAGGUGAAGUUUACAUGUGGGAUGGGAAGGAUGGUAAAGAUAUGCCACCGUCUCUUUCUCGCCUCCACAACUUGAAAAGGGCAACCACAGUUGCUGUUGGCGAAACACAUCUUCUGGUUGUGGGUUCUCUGUAUCAUCCUGCCUAUGCUCCUACUGUGCUUAAGAAGUCUCAGACUGUGCAAGCGGAUGAAAGUAGGGAAGAAGAAAAUGAAGAACUGGAUGAGGGUUUUAUGUUUGAUGAUGUGGAAUCUGUGAAUGUAUUACAAUCCGUGCAACACGAUAAUCCAAAGGAGAGGACAGUACCCAGCUUAAAAAGUUUAUGCGAGAAGGUGGCAGCGGAGUGUAUUGUAGAGCCACGAAAUGCUAUUCAACUGCUUGAAAUUGCGGAUUCGCUUGGAGCAGAGGACCUCAAGAAGUAUUGUGAGGACAUUGUGAUCCGAAACCUUGACUUUAUUUUGACGGUUUCUCCCCAAUCAAUUGCAAAUACAUCACCUGAUGUUCUUGCCAAUCUUGAGAAAUUACUGGAUGACAGAUCAUCUGAAGCAUGGAGCUCCCGACCACUUCCAACACCAACAGCCACAUUUCCAGUUGUGAUAGAUAGUGAAGAGGAGGAAAGUGAGAGCGACAUUCUAAGAACUCGUGACAACCAUGUGAAACACUUUUCCAGUACUGCUGACGGUACUCGAAUGGAUUCAUUCUUGCAACCAGAAGAUGAGCUCACUUUACGCAAUUCCAAAGAAGUCCGAGCUUUGAGGAAAAAGUUGCAACAAAUUGAGAUCCUUGAAGCAAAACAAUCCAGAGGACAACAUCUUGAUGGUCAGCAAAUAGCAAAACUUCAAAAGAAACUAGAUAUCGAAAGUUCACUGGUAGAACUUGGUAUUCCCGUUGAAGAGUCUCCAGAGGCAAAAUCAUCAACAGCUUUACCACUAGAUGGAAAAGCCAACAAGAAGGGAAAAAAGAAGAAAAAGGGGAAACAGAGAUUUUUACAGGUUGAGACAUACCCUGAUUUUGGUGAAGUUAAAGUGGAAAUAGAUACAAUGCAGGAUAAAGAAAUUGAGGAAAUUUCUGAAGCUAUCAAGCCAAAGGAUGGCAAAACCAUGCUGGAUAUGACGAUGAUUAGUGGGUUCCCGAAAGAAUCAGACUUUGUCUCACUCUCGCAGAAGAAAGAUAAUCCACCCAAUUCGCCGAGAAGCAAGAAACUUGCAACGGCAGCUAACAAGAAGAAGAACAGAAAGGGUGGGCUUUCCAUGUUCUUGACUGGUGCCCUUGAUGAUAUUCCUAAACCUGUUGUUGCUCCUCCACCAAAACCUAAGAUUGAAGGUCCUGUGUGGGGUGGAGCUAAGGUUUCUAAAGGAUUAUCUUCCCUUCGGGAUAUUCAAGAUGAACAAAGCAAGACCCAGCCUCAUGAACCUGUUAGGACUACUAAAAAUCGGUCAGGCGAUGAUUCUUCUGGUAAAACUGAAGGCAAGAUAUUACUGAGUUCCUUCUUGACAUCGAAGCCGAUUCCAAUGGAACCAGCCAAAAGUUUGCAGCAGUCUGAUGUGGAAAAAGGAACUCCUCCUUGGGCUUCCUCUGAAACUCCUCGUAACCUGUCCCGGCCUUCUCUUAGAGAUAUCCAGAUGCAGGAGGUGAAGAAGCAACAGUCUCUGUCCCACAGUCCAAAGACAAAAACAUCAGGCUUCACAGUCGCAACCGGGCAAGGAUCUCCAUCAGAUUCGCCUGGAACAAAUCGCUGGUUCAAACCAGAGAUAGAUGCUCCAUCAGCAAUACGAUCAAUCCAGAUAGAAGAAAAAGCCAUGAAGGAUCUGCGGCGCUUCUACAGCAGCGUGAAGGUAGUCAGAAACCAGCCUUGAUGAUGUGAGUGAAUGAGACAUUACUUUUCAAGAGCUCUCAUUCUCAAAACUCGAAAAGUGUUGUAGUUGUAAUUGUACAGAUAAUGUCUCCACUGUACAUUGGGUCUCCUCUUACCUGGUCAGCCAUUUUUUUUUCUUUCAAUUUGUUAGUCUUUGGUAGUAGCUGUCAAAGGAAUACCCAUGCUUAUGUACAUCACUGGUGUACACGAAGCUCUUUAGUAGUCUUCACAAGCCAUUUUAGAUGUACAUAUUUCGUAAUAAUAAGAAAACGCUUAG